UCUCUCUCUCUCUCUCUUCAGCUCCCCUCAUCACUUCAAUUGAAUUCCCAUCUUUCUUUCUCUGCUUUCUUUCUGUCUCUGUCCCUGUUUCUAAGAAAACAAGCAACAUGGCUGAGGCUGCAGAGCUACACUAUCAACCCAAACCAACCAACACCACAAACCCAACAAGUUCUAGCAACAACCCAACAACACGCUUAAAGCUUUUUGGCUUCAAUGUCCAAGACGACGAUUUAGAAUCUUCCGUACUCGACUCCACCAAGACUUCCACCCCAUCUGGUUCACCGGAAUCCGGCGGUUUUUCCACCACCGGCGACCGUAAAUACGAGUGCCAGUACUGCUGCCGAGAAUUCGCCAACUCCCAAGCCCUCGGAGGCCACCAGAACGCGCACAAGAAAGAGCGCCAGCAGCUCAAGCGAGCUCAGCUCCAAGCCAGCCGAAACGCCGCGGUUUCAUACGCCCGAAAUCCCAUCAUCUCCGCCCCCCCCCCCCGCCUCCCCCCCCCCCCCCCCCCCCCGCCGCCGCUGUCUGUACGAGAUGGUGGGCCCAGUUUUGAUGAUGCAUUGGGCUUGGACUUGCAUCUCAGCCUUUGACUCGGUUAAGCAAGGCUCGGCUUGGCUCGGCUUGAGAAACGACGUGGUGUGUGGUGGCCUUUAUAAUAUGUUGCUCAGAUCAUGAGGUGGAGGUGGUGGGAAGCUAAUGUUUAUUUUGGUAGUGGGAUCUUUGUACAUUUUCAAAUUUUAUUUAAUUUAUUUAAUUUUUAAGAAAGUAAUUUCA
Prunus mume (Japanese apricot) is the source of this 774-nucleotide messenger RNA. The record is from RefSeq and is a predicted model, not a curated record. NCBI's taxonomy places the organism in Eukaryota, Viridiplantae, Streptophyta, Magnoliopsida, Rosales, Rosaceae.